GUUUCUGAAUGAAGAGCUGUCCAUCGUUACCCAAUAAUCCUUUUCCUUUCAACCUUAGAAAUUGCAAAAGGAGAAGUUAUGUUAGUUGCAUUCAGUUUGGAUUUUUGAGUGCAUUCAUAGUCACAAACAAUAUCCAAUAGUUCUAGGUUUGUACAACUGUGGUUGAUUAAUUAGUUUGAUGUUAAGUUUUGGUAGCUAAACAAUUAUGAUGAAUUUGAUGUUGUGUUCAUUGUUUUCAAUGGAUUUUUUGGUGAUAUGAUUUGUCUGGAUAUUUCAGUUGAACUUGUUUUGGGACUUCAAUGUAUAUAUUACUGUCCUGCUUGCUCAUGUAAGAUCCAAAUUCUUAGGAUUCUUGUUUCUUUAAAAGGAAAAAUGUUCAGGUUAUGUUUGUGUUUGGGUUCUUGGGAAUAGGAUAUUUUAUAGGCAAGGGAAAUAUGUUGUAUUUCCAUGACAUUGGAGGUACAGUGAUAGGAACCCCAAGAGUGAAUGGGAGCAGGGUGAGAGUUAUUUAGACGGUUGGAUGUCUAUUGAUGGGAUAGGUACUUAGGCAUGGGUUUUGAGCUUAAAUAGCAAGAAGAUGGUGAAGGUAGGCAUUUGGGAAUUUAGAUUCGAGAACUGGGCGAAGUCUCUAUUGUGAAAAGGGAAACCCUCUGUGAAGAAGAGGCCUUCAGAAGGAGAACUCUCGCCUUAGUUUUUUUGUUUGCAAUCCUAUAAACUGUUGCCAUUUCUUUAAUUUGUUUGGACAGUUGACUCGUGUUUGAUCAAAUGUGUUGAGAUCGCACAUUGAUUACAAAUAUGAAUGAACUAGAGCUUAUUGGCUCAAGUAUCUUCACCUCGCGAGCUAGCUUUUGCGGUUAUGUUAGGCCUAACCCAAAUUCAAGACAUUGCAAUUCCUUGUAAAGUUCAGGGGCGCACUGAGUAGGGGCAGAACAAGGAUUAGGUAUGGACUUAAAAGGAGCUGUUAAGGACAUGAUCCCUUGGGAUGGGACUCUCUCUUCAAGUGAUUUUUCCCUUUCUGCUCAUACUUUUUCUGAGAAGUGGAAAAGGUUCAAUCCUUCCUUUCCUCCAUGGCUGUGGAUCCCAUGUCCAAGACAUCAUUUGUUGUCUUCUCAUAAGGUGGAAGGAUACUUAUCACUGGAGAACAUGUGCCAUGUCAAAUCAAAUGAGGAAGAAGAGAGCAAUAGAUGUCUGACAUGGAAAGAAGAGAGCAACAUCUCACAAAGAGAAGAGCCCUUUGAUAAUGCCACUUUAGUAUGUCCUGAGCAUGAAGUAAACCACUAUGAUUUUCAUAUCAUUUACAGUCCUUCAUAUAGAGUUCCAGUCUUCUAUUUUCGUUCUUACUAUAGUGAUGGACAACCUUUGCCGUUCAAUGAAAUCGGAAAGGACCUUCCUGGUCACUCUGCAAACCUACUGGCAGAAUCCAAAUGGACAUUUAUAACUCAUGAGGAACAUCCAUAUUUGAACAGGCCAUGGUGCAAAUUACAUCCAUGUGGGACAAGUGACUGGAUGAAGCUGCUCUUCAAUGGUGAUACGUCUUUGAAUAAAAAUGGUUUCAUUAUUGAACAAUAUCUGGUUUCCUGGUUCUCGGUCAUUGGACAAGUGGUUGGUCUUAAAAUUCCUUUGGAAAUGCUGGAUACUGUAGUUUCUUCCGAUUCUUAGAUGCCUACUUAAGCUUACACAAAAAUCAAAGAGGAAAAUGAAAGUCUCCGCACACCACUUACUGUUACUAGUGCAAUGGUCAUUUGUAAAUAGCAAUGUUGUUGCUCAAGCAUUAGAUGAUUGGUAAAACAUAUUUUACAUUCUAUUAUUGAUAAAUGGGUUAUGCAAUUGGAGCGUAAUAUAGAAUGAUG
This is a messenger RNA of Abrus precatorius (Indian licorice), 1850 nucleotides long. RefSeq names its product ubiquitin-like-conjugating enzyme ATG10. Gene Ontology annotation, cellular component: intracellular anatomical structure. Bases 943 to 1659 code for a protein of 238 amino acids. Gene Ontology annotation, biological process: protein lipidation; protein modification by small protein conjugation; macroautophagy. Lineage: Eukaryota; Viridiplantae; Streptophyta; Magnoliopsida; Fabales; Fabaceae. Gene Ontology annotation, molecular function: Atg12 transferase activity. The record is from RefSeq and is a predicted model, not a curated record. The transcript is spliced from 7 exons.